Molecule: messenger RNA, 7349 nt
Organism: Lytechinus variegatus (green sea urchin)
Lineage: Eukaryota; Metazoa; Echinodermata; Echinoidea; Temnopleuroida; Toxopneustidae
Product: unconventional myosin-Ia-like
Exons: 27
Coding region: 452-3748 (1098 amino acids)
Biological process (GO): actin filament organization; vesicle transport along actin filament
Cellular component (GO): myosin complex; actin cytoskeleton; vesicle
Molecular function (GO): microfilament motor activity; actin filament binding; ATP binding
Source: RefSeq, a predicted model, not a curated record
ACUCUUCGACCGUCUCAUUCUCUCUCUAAUGUUUAUAAGUGGCGGGUGUCUCAGUAGGAGCUCUACAGUGGAUCUAUUCUGUCUGUGAAUUAAAUGGGAAGCUUCAUACUGCGGCAGUUCAUAAGUAGAUUAUUAUUGACUAGUUGACAAUGACUUUUCUCGGAUGAUCUAGUUUUUAUGGAUAGUUUGGAGACAGAGCCCUUGGUUCCUUUUCAAUGUAUAAUGAAGGACUCAAAAUAUCUGCCGAAAUUGCAUUCGAGUAAUUCCACUCUAGCUGAAUGAACUUCUUUGAAUAAAGUUGAGAAAUCAUCUGUAAAUUUAUGUAGGGCCUGCCAAUUUGGUUGGAACAAACUAAGUAAAAGGACGUAGACUUAGCAGACGCUGCAUAGCAGAAAAGCAGCCUUGAGGAACCCUGGUAUACAGUUCUUGUGGGAGGAACCUACACACCAGGAUGGCACUUGUCAAUGGCACUACUACUAAUGGCAAGAUGAAUGGGAUGAAUGGUCUAGGUGGACAGACCAGGACCAUCUUGGAUGAUAUGGUUGGAGUUGGAGACUGUGUCUUGCUUGAGCCUUUAACUGAAGAAAACUUCAUUGAGAACCUAAAUAUGAGGUUUAAAGCUAAUGAAGUCUAUACAUACAUUGGCAAUGUUGUGGUCUCAGUCAAUCCAUACACCAAGCUACCACUCUAUACAAUGGAGAAGAUUAUGGAAUACAGAGGCAUGAAUCUAUAUGAGCUACCUCCACAUAUCUAUGCCAUCACAGAUGACGCCUACAGGGACAUGAGGGACAAGAAUCGAGACCAGUGUGUCAUCAUCUCAGGCGAGAGUGGAGCAGGAAAAACAGAGGCAAGCAAAAUUGUUAUGCAGUAUGUAGCAGCAGUAUGUGGUAAAGGGGGAGAUGUAGAUGUGGUCAAAGAACAACUCUUACAAAGCAAUCCAGUCCUUGAAUCGUUUGGAAAUGCAAAGACAAAUAGGAAUGACAACUCAUCAAGAUUCGGAAAGUAUAUGGACAUAGAGUUUGAUUUCAAAGGUGAUCCGGUUGGAGGUGUUAUUACAAACUAUUUAUUAGAGAAAUCUCGAGUGAUAUCACAGCCAGAAGGAGAAAGGAACUUUCAUAUAUUCUACCAGCUUCUAUCAGGAGCACCAGAGCUAUUGAUGAAUGAACUGGAAUUGAGUCGCAAUCCUGAAGACUAUCAUUACCUCAGCCAAAGUGGAACACAUAAUAUUGGUACUAUCAAUGAUAGAGAUAACUUCGCUAUAACACAGAAAGCCAUGCAGAUCAUUGGGUUUGCUGAUGAGGAAAUCCUUGCUGUCUAUAAGCUUCUUGCGAGUGUCCUCAAACUGGGUAACAUCAAGUUCAAGAAGUAUAUAACCCAUAACGGAACGGAGGGAGUAAAGAUCAUCAACCAAGAAGAAAUGGACAGUGUAUGUGACUUGUUACAGUGUGAGCGUCAUAGUGUAAUGGGAGCCCUUACCAAGCGUACUAUGUAUGGAGGCAAAGGUGAUAAGGUGACAACCACUUUGAGUGCAUCUCAGGCAUUCUAUGCCAGGGAUGCCUUAUGCAAAGCCAUCUAUGAUAGACUAUUCUCAUGGCUUGUAAGGACAAUCAAUGAGAGUAUCAGGGUGAGAAAAGGAUCUGCCAAAAAAGUCAUGGGUGUACUAGACAUCUACGGGUUUGAAAUCUUCAAGAAAAACUUCUUUGAGCAAUUCAUCAUCAAUUACUGCAAUGAGAAGCUUCAACAGAUCUUCAUUGAGCUUACACUGAGAGAAGAGCAGGAAGAAUAUAUUCAAGAAGGGAUUGAAUGGACACAUAUCGAUUACUUUGAUAAUAUCUCAAUAUGUGAUCUUAUUGAGAAGGAACGGGAAGAUGAGAGCAAUACAGGGAUCCUCGCCAUGUUAGAUGAAGAAUGUCUGAGACCUGGUACUGUGUCAGAUGAAACGUUCCUCAACAAAUUAAACAACAUCAAGUCUGUAGUAGAUCAUCCACACUUUGAGAGCAGAGGAAAACUCAAAUCAGACAAGACCAUUGAUCAUAACAGCUUCAGGUUACAACACUAUGCAGGAGCUGUCACAUAUGAUGUGGAAGGAUUCAUCGACCGUAACAAUGACCUUCUGUUCCAUGAUCUCUCUCAGCUUAUGUUUAAAUGUAAACAUCUGCUACUAUCAGAACUCUUUCCAGAAGGAGAUCCUAAAUUUAUGUCCAAGAAACGACCACCAACGGCGGGCAGUCAAUUCAAGUCUUCAGUUAGUAAGCUUAUGAAGAACCUGGUUAGCAAACAUCCCAACUACAUCAGAUGUAUCAAGCCAAAUGACUUCAAGAAGAAAAUGAGCUUUGACUAUGACAUUGUCCAACACCAGGUUAGAUAUCUUGGCUUGCUAGAGAAUGUAAGGGUGAGACGAGCAGGAUUUGCAUUCCGUCAACCGUAUGAGCUGUUCCUAUCCCGUUACAAGAUGUUAUGUCCAAAGACAUGGCCUAAGUGGACAAGAGAUCCACGGGAUGGUGUUGAAGAACUAGUUAGACACCUUCAUAUAAUGGAUGAUGAGAUAGCAUAUGGCAGGAAUAAGAUCUUCAUUAGGAACCCAAGAACAUUGUUUGAUAUGGAGGAGAGAAGACAUCAUCAUAUGCAUCACCUAGCAACCUUAGUACAAACAAUGUAUCGUGGAUGGCAUGCUAUGACACAGUUUAAGAAGAUGAAGAAGAGUGCUAUACUCAUUGCUUCGCAGUUCAAGGGCUUUCAGGAAAGAACAUUGUACCAGAAGAAGAGGAAAGCUUGUACUACUAUAGCAGCUCAUUAUCAUGGUCAUCAAGCAAGACAAGAAUUCAAGAAGAUCAAAUACAGAGCAAGAUGUGUAUGGGCAGCUGGCAUUGUUCACAAAUUCUAUGUUGGAUGGAAGGUGCGAAAGGAGUUCAGGAAACACUUCAAAGCAAAUGCGGGUCCCAAGGUCAAAGCCUUUCUCAUGAAAUGUAUUCAUGUGAGGUACUUACAGAGGUUAAAGCAACACCUGCCGUCAAUGUCACCUACCGAUGCCUCAUGGCCGCCAUGUUCCCCACUACAUACUACAGCUCACAAACAUCUCCAAGAAAUCUUCAUCAUGUGGAGAGCAAACCAAUUCAGGAAGAAGUUUGAUGAGCCUACAAGGAUUCGUCUUGGUGAGAAGGUCACAGCUAGCAGCUUGUUUAAGGAUAAGAAAGCACUCUAUCCAAUUAGUGUUGCAGUUCCAUUCAAGGGUGAUUAUGUGCUACUAAGGAAUAACGCUAAAUAUAAGAAGACAUAUGCAGAGACAAGUGAUCAGUUUAUUGUGUUUGCUGAUAUCAUCAAAAAGAUCAACAGAAACAAUGGCAAGGUCACUGAGCAGCUUGUUGUCUUGACAACAGCAUCAUUCAUGGUAAUGGAUCAGAAGACGUUAUCCCAGAAGAAUAGAGUACCACUGGCUGCUAUCUCUGGAAUGUCUGUUACACCAUAUAGUGAUUAUAUCAUAGUCAUUCAUGUCACAAAGGGAGAAGAUAACACCAAGAAAGGAGAUUAUGUCUUUAUGAGUGAUAAACUGAUUGAAAUGGUUACAAAGUUUCAUCGUAUUAUCAGAACAGCUACCAACAAAGAUGUCACUGUCACAGUAGCUGACAGAUUCCCAAUGAACUUCAAUGGAUCAAGGAUAGAGGCCAUCGUGAGUACACAAGACCCUAAAGUGUCUAAUCCAACACCACUCAUCAAACGGAAAGGUCAAAGAAUGGAAAUACAAGCAUAGCAAUAGAUUCCUGUCAAACCUGUACCAGCCAGAGGUAUGAAGAUGAGAAGUGUCCCUUGUAGACAGGUUACCAUGGAGGGCUAGCAUUGAGGAAAGGACAUUCUACCAGGUGCUCCUUUAUAACAUCUAAGUUAUAAGUGAGUUUAAAGGAUCAUUAUCGUGUUAUCAGCUUUCUUUGGUCUUUAUCAAGAAACUAAUCAGACAGACACUGGUACGAUAAGUUUCAUCUUUUGGAUUAUGAGAGCUCUUCACCUACUUUUGUUAACAAGUGCACACAAAAAUGUGACUGCCACUCUCAACUUUUAUCACAAAAUUCUGUAUGUAUAACAAAUAGAUUGACAGUCCUAGUUUAUGAUCCUUGGCCCAUGAUAUAUUGGAUUGAUCCCUUGACAUGGAUCAUCAGACCAGUUAACCAACAACUCAUCCUUGGGAAGAUUGAAUUAUCUAAAAUAGAUAUAAAUCCAAUUUUAUAUUGAUUUAACUGUAUUCCAACAAGUUUUGUAUGUGUGGCAUCUGCACUUCAUAGAAUAUUGCACAAGGAGGAGAGUUAUAUCUUGUUUUCCCUGAGAGUAGAGUUGAAUGAUUAAUAAUUCCUUUGGAAUGUAUACAUAUAUAUUUGAUAUAUAGUUGAACAUUCUGCCUUAGAAAAGAACAUUCCUUUAUGAUAUUGAUUCUUUAUACAUCUUCUACCAUUAGAUGGUGAAUGAUGAAAUAACAUUGUAGUAACCAAAACAGACAAACAGAUUUAAAGUAUUGUAAACCAAAGAUGAUUUUUGUCUUUUAGUCUUCAGUUAUGCCUUAUAAUCAUUCCUCUAUAAAUUAUGCUAUUUGUCAGAAAACUCACUUUUAUUUCUUUCAAAAUUUGAUCUUGUGAUUAGUUGUUAUAUUCAAAAUGGUUAUUUUUCUUGUAUGAAGUUUGGUAGUAAAGUACAAAUGAUAAUUCUGCCAGUAACAUUAAUUAACUGCUUUCUGGUGGUGCUUUAGCCUCAAUACAAAUACAAUAUUAAUAGUAGUGUUGUAGUGCUGUGAGGCUUCAUUCUCAAAGACAUGUAAGCCACGGGAGGCCAAUCCAGAGUAAUGCAUUAUUUUGACAGAGAUAACAAUGUCAGUAGUUAUUGAUUUACCUUUGCACAAGACAAGAUUUUUCCUUCAUCAUUUGUUUAUGUCUCAUAAAUUCAAUCCUUGAGACUUCUAAAGGUCAUCCUACAAAAAAACAAAUAAAAACCAAAAAUUUUAUAUUAGUGUUGUGUAAAUAUUGUGCAGCUAUAUUGUGUAUUGCGGCAAUUAAAAACAUUCAACUCAUUUUCUUGUCUAAUCUAUGUAGAUGUAAGAAGGAAAUCAGGUUUAGCAUUUAAAAUUGAAGAAUAAAUAAGCAUUUGCUUAUUUAUAUGGUGUGUACAUUACUCUUAAGACCUUCAUGAAAUGAAAAGAUAAUUUCAAGUACUGCUUGUAGUAAUGCAAGAAGCAAUUGAGAUAAUUUAUAUUCAGAAAUAUGUCUAAUUGAUACUAACAACUCAUACAAUUAUGCAACAUAAAACUCUGUAAGACUGCUGCAUCUUUUCAUUUGUUUUGGGUACAGAUGAGUUGUAUUUUUUUAAACUGGAUAUUCACCUUUUCCAUGUACUCUUAUGUACAAUAGUUAUAGUAGGAAAGCUUUACAAUAUGUUUUGACCAUCCACAUUCAUUACAUCUAGUAAGAAAUGCAGGCUAAUUUGAGCUGAUUUGGAUUAUUACCAGAACAUUUGAAUUUUUCAGAUACAGAAAUACUUACCCUGUGUUUCUAGAUGAUUUCUGUGCCUUCAUUUACAGCAAGUUAAUCUGCCUUUUUGUUUUGUUUUUAAAUUUGUCAUGAUUGAUCAGCAUUUGUAUUACGAAUGUACAUUCUUUUAGCCUUUGACUUUGUAAUUUCACACCUAAAUAAUUUAUUCAAUCUGUCCAAUUGAAAAUACAGUUUCAUGUUGAAGACAAUUUGACAUGGUCAAUAAUCAUUAAUCAUCAGCAUUAAACGUUCUAAUGGUAAGACAUGUCUUGUAUAUUUCUUUCAUGUAUGGCUUUUGAUAGCAGUAGAUGUAAGAGGGGUUUUUUUUCAUUGAUAUUUUAAACCCAUCUAAUUUGUGAUGAACAUCCUCCUAAGUCUGUGAUGUUAUUGUAUAUAUCUAGAGAUAGAAAACAUUCCUGUGAUUGAGAUAAACAGGUUUCACAAUAAGUAUAUAUCAACUUGAUAUUGAUGAUGGUGGUAUCUAAAAACUAUCAUGCUACAAGAUGUCACCUAGUAACAUUCCUUUCCAUUGCAAUGUCCGUCUAGUACUGACAUUUAUUGCUGCUCUUUCAAUGGACACAAAAUGUCAACCUUUAUGCACUUUUUAUAUUUAGUUGUGCCUAAAGCCAUCGCCAAAGUGGCCUCUCUUUUUUUCCUAAUCCAAAUUUUUGAAUCUGUUUUCUAUGAAUUGAGAGGUCAAUUUUAUGAUCAUAGUUACUCAGUUUAUAAUUUGUUAUUAAAUUCUUAUGCUCUGCCUUGUACUCAAGAGUAACUCAAAUUUUUAUCGUUUGUCACAAUAUUUAACCAGUUGUCUAUACUGAAUUAUGUAAUUUGCAUGAAUGCUUAGUACAGGGACAAGCAUGUUUUAUUAAGUUAUUAAGGCAUUUCUCUCAAGUGGAUUUGUUUGGAAGACAAUUUGCAUUUUUCUUUCUUGUUUGGUGCUGUGUCAUAUUUGUUUUUCCUUCAAAAUUUAUGAUUUUUUCUUAGUAUGUAAUAUUGGUUAUGGUUAGUUGCUUUUACAUUCUUUUGAAUUAUGGUGGAAGUCUUUAUGUAUUACAAGUAUUAUCAGCACUUGAAACAUCAUUAAGUAUUGCUUUGUAAUAUAUUCCAAGCAGUGAAUAUGAGUGGUUGAACUGUUCUUAAAGAGGUCAGUAGUUUUUUUUUUUAGAGUAGUUCUUGAAAUUGAUAUUGUCAUAUUGAAUUCAUACUCCUGCAUUUCAAAAUCAUAUAGAUGCUUUCAAAUAAUCUAUCCCUGUUUCCUUGAAAUUGAACUUAUCUGUCAUCUGUCAUGGUAGUACAGUUCAAGCCUAGUUAGUAUAAGUGAAUGUUCUAUCAUUAAUAAGGACAGAUUAUACUCACUGGAAUUAAUCCAAGCUGCCAAUAAUAGUCUUUGAUAAAAGCUGCUUCAUACAAUAAUUCCAUAACUCAUCUUAAACUGGUACUCAUACAAUGUAUUAACCAUUCAAGACAAGAACAUUUUGUCAAUAUUGAAAGAAGGAUAAAAAAGUAGUUCUGUGUAUUUUUUCAUUAUAGAUCCGCAAUUAUUAUUCAUAUGAUUUCAUUGAAAUGUUUGAUAAGUUUUUUUUUACUAUGUAUUUAAAUUAACUUGAUUUCAGUGUGGGGAAUCCAUUUAAGGUAAAUAAUGAGAUAUGAUAUAUAAAACUAAUCAUGAAGAUUUUAGUGAAUCUACUCAACUCAUUUGAUAUUUUCCUGUUAGGAAUUCUGUAUUGCAUAUUGUACUGUCUACACAUGAAAAUAAUUGCCAUAAAAGGUUAAAGGAGAACCCUUAGAACAAGUGGGCUUGUGUGGAAAGAGAAAAAUAAAUAAAUAAGAUCAAAGAAA